GAGGAGGGAAGACAGCAGAUCUGAUCAUGCCUUUGGUCAUGUGGUCUGCAAUGACGUAGCUCAAUUAAGUGUCAUGUCACCAAAAGGCAUUUAUCUCAAACAACAGUCACGUGACAGCUAAACUAAACUGGUCUGAGACUUCCCAUCCUCACUGCACUGUGGAGUCGUUCUCCCAACCAGGGUCUCCAACAUGCAGGGUUUGGUCGUUCUUACAGGAAUAUUGGCCUUUGUUUCUUUUAAAACAUGCGGGAGCGACUUGGUAACCGAGUCCCUUAACAAGCAGCUGCUGCGGUCUGCUCAGACGGCGCAGGGUUUGCCCAUUCCCACUAUUUUCCUUGCGUUACGGCUGUCAAGUGACCACAACCACGCCAUCGAGACCAACUACCUCAAUAGAAUAACCACGGAUUUGCACAAUGAUAUUCAACGCUCUCUCUCUCAAAGGAAGCCGGUGGUGGGGCUGCUGUCUCAGUACACCAUGUGUCUGUUGGCCUCCUGCACCGACGCAAACUCGGUCACCUUCACUGUCAACGACCAAAGCAGCGCCUCCUUGAUCACUCACCUCAAGAGACAAAUGCAUAAAGAGAAAGAGAGUAUUGAACACAGUGCGAAGCCUUUAAGCAACUACUUCGACUUCUCUGGAGGGAUUCUGGCACUGUGCUUGGCCGGCGUCCGGGUCAACGGCCAUCUCACCUCUCAUCUCAUGGCGGCUGUUCAACGCGGCUCCCUUUCUGAUGCGGGACUGGAGGGCUCAACUGACACACUUGCUAUGGCGGGGAUGGCCCUCGGCUGUGAGAAGAACGCAGGUUUCUACCCUCACCACGCUGCUGCUCUGGAUAGGGCCAUCAGUAAGAUCAAGGCCAGGCUGGAGACAACUAGACCAGACUUUCAUAUCGGGAACCAGUACAGCACGCCAAUAGCCGUCAUGGCUCUGGUAGCCAUGGGCAGCCAGAAGGAUUUGUCUUCCACCCUGUUGAGGUUGAGCGCGGACGCCCAGAGAGGCACGUAUCAGAACCCCAGGGCCCUUGCCUCAGCGCUGAUCGGCCUGCAGACCAAAUCCUACCUGGACCUCAAGAACAUCAACUGCCAGAACGAGAAGAAUAAUCUGGUGCUGGAGCCGGCGGUGGAGGUGGAUUUGGUUCCGUUGCCGACCCAAAAGGCGGAAGUGUUUGUGGAGGUGGUGAAAUCCGACCAACAGAUCCAAACCUACACCGUGCAUGUGCCGAUGGGGGCCUCGUUACUGUACGCUCUGGAACUGCUCCAGGCGGAGAACACUGCUUUCACAUUCGAGGUGCAGCCGACCCAGUGGGGGCCCUUCUUGAGCAACGUGAACGGAGAGCAUGCCAGGCAGAGCGAUCGCAGAGCCUGGCUCCUCCUCUCCGAUGGUGUCCCUCUCUCUGAGGGUAUCAAUGACUUUAAGAUCCAGAGGCCUCAUGUGAUCAUCAUCAGAAACAAUGAGUACUAAGGUCAAACCUGACUAUGAAAGCAACAAAUUCUUCAAGUUCUGCCAUGGAGGGAUUUGGAUCAUUCAAAGUCUACUUCAACAACUUUCAAAGGGAUUUCGAUUUAUUUUUCUGUAUGUAUCUAUGUCUAAAGUGUAAUAUUUUCAUAGCAAUAUAACAGGAAUGAAGAAGAUGAACAUUAUAACUGAAGGCAUGUUGAGUCAUGCUGCUGCCAUCAUAUGUUGAAAAGCAAUGUAUGGAAAUGUGAUUUUAGACUAACUAUAAACUUCAAAUAAAAAAUGCUGGCCAGCCAGUCCCUCUC
Gadus macrocephalus (Pacific cod) is the source of this 1761-nucleotide messenger RNA. It is a transcript of the gene tcn2, whose product is annotated as transcobalamin II. The coding region runs from base 191 to 1462 and encodes 423 amino acids. The transcript has 10 exons. Gene Ontology annotation, biological process: cobalamin transport. The record is from RefSeq and is a predicted model, not a curated record. Gene Ontology annotation, molecular function: cobalamin binding. Lineage: Eukaryota; Metazoa; Chordata; Actinopteri; Gadiformes; Gadidae.